Fusarium keratoplasticum is the source of this 747-nucleotide messenger RNA. RefSeq lists its product as uncharacterized. The transcript has 2 exons. Lineage: Eukaryota; Fungi; Ascomycota; Sordariomycetes; Hypocreales; Nectriaceae. The coding region runs from base 1 to 747 and encodes 248 amino acids. The record is from RefSeq and is a predicted model, not a curated record.
AUGCCACGGCUCCGAAGAUGCCCUUUUGACCUGUCUGAUGUUGACUGGGAAUCCUCAUCUCGUCUCGGUGGUGGACUUGAUGGGUUCGUCUGGAAGGUGUGGUUCAAAGGGGAUGGACCCUUUGUUCUGAAAGUGUUUUGGGGCGCCGAGCCGCCUGGGUUCUGCCAUUACUUCGCUGUACAGCGGGAAUGUCAGAACGCCGCUCUCCUCCAAAUGAUGGAGACGGCAGUGAAACAGGCUUCAGUGGAUUCAGCUUCGAUUCUCGUCAAAGCCAAACCUGAAACCAAGUAUGAUGCACUUGACAACAUUCACGCCUUUUCAACUGAAGGGCGCAACCUAUGGGCAUCUGCCGAAGCGUCAGAGGUUACCGCGAUAACCUCGAUCCCACGGUUGAGGAAUUGUUACGGCUGGUUGAAGUUCAACGGCCAGACUUUCCUUAAUAUGCCUCCGAAACUAUGGGCGCCAAGUCUUACCAUUGGCAGGAUCAAUCGCAAUUUUUCCCCUGACAAGGAGUACUUUGCUAUUGCUUACGAAUUUGUCGAGGAGGGUGAAAACGAUCCGGCGACGGUGGAGAAAGUCGACGAGUUCUUGUGGCUUUCUGGCUUCGGGCAUAAUUCCUCACCCCUCGAAAAGAAUUGGGAGAGCGGAGUGCUCAUCGAUCUCUCGGAUAUUGUUCAUGCUGGUGGCUUUGGAUGGUCUCCGAAAUCUUACGGCGCAAGGCCAGCCAACCGCAUUUUGAGGCCAUGA